Caretta caretta (loggerhead turtle) is the source of this 1278-nucleotide messenger RNA. RefSeq names its product hydroxysteroid 17-beta dehydrogenase 10 (gene HSD17B10). Gene Ontology annotation, cellular component: mitochondrion. The record is from RefSeq and is a predicted model, not a curated record. Gene Ontology annotation, biological process: fatty acid metabolic process; estrogen metabolic process; androgen metabolic process. NCBI's taxonomy places the organism in Eukaryota, Metazoa, Chordata, Testudines, Cheloniidae. Gene Ontology annotation, molecular function: estradiol 17-beta-dehydrogenase [NAD(P)+] activity.
CGUGAGAGGUAGAGACCAUUCUACGCAAUGGGGGGAUUGGGAUGGAAGAGACCAUCAAACAAGAGGGGUGGUAAUUGGGCGAGACUACUAUACACAAUAGGAGGGGGGAGUCUGGCGAAGAGAGAGAUCGCCUUCUAUGAUGAGAUUACUGGUUCUGUGGAUGAAGGGAAAGCAGUGGAUGUAUUGUUUCUUGACUUUAGCAAAGUUUUUGACACGGUCUCCCACAGUAUUCUUGUCAGCAAGUUAAAGAAGUAUGGGCUGGAUGAAUGCACUAUAAGGGAAUGGUUGGCCUGGUUACCGGUGGGGCCUCUGGCCUGGGUCGCGCCACUGCCGAGCGCCUGGUGCAGCAGGGAGCCAGCGCGGUGAUCGUGGACCUGCCGACGUCGGAUGGGCCAAGUGUGGCCAAAGUGCUGGGGGAACAAUGCGUCUUUGCUCCAGCUGAUGUGACGUCAGAGGCGGAUGUAAAGGGGGUCCUGGACCUGGUGCGGGAGAAGUUUGGGCGCUUGGAUUUGGCCGUGAACUGUGCUGGAAUUGCUGUGGCUGUCAAGACCUACAACGCCAAGAAGGACACGCCCCACAACCUGGAGGAUUUCCAGAGGGUCCUCAACGUCAAUGUUGCUGGCACCUUUAACGUGAUCCGACUGAGUGCUGGUGAGAUGGGCAAGAAUGCCCCUGACUCCGAUGGGCACAGAGGAGUGAUUGUCAACACAGCCAGCGUGGCUGCUUUCGAGGGCCAGGUGGGUCAAGCUGCGUACUCUGCCUCUAAAGGGGGCAUCGUGGGCAUGACCCUGCCCAUCGCCAGGGAUCUGGCCCCAAUGGGGAUCCGUGUCAUCACCAUCGCCCCAGGUCUGUUCGCCACCCCCCUGCUGGCAGGGCUCCCCGAGAAAGUGCAAACGUUCCUGGCUCGCCAGGUGCCCUUCCCCAGCCGCCUGGGGCUGCCCGGGGAAUACGCCCACCUGGUCCAGUGCAUCGUGGAGAACCCCAUGCUGAAUGGGGAGGUGAUCCGCCUGGAUGGGGCCAUCCGCCUGCAGCCCUGAGCCGCUGCCCCACGCCUCAGGGGGGUGCUGAUUUCCCCCUCCCCUGGCUGCCCCUGAAAGGGGGUGGGGUUGAUUCCCCCCCUUCUGUGGCUCCGCCCUCUCUGGACUCUAAUCAUGGACUCCUGCAGUGAUUCGUCCCCCCGCACAAUGAGGACGGGGGGGGGGGGGGGGGGGGUCUGAGCUGUUCUGACUCCUGCCCCUGGUCGGCGUCUGGGCCUUAAUAAACGAUUGUCUCAAUGUG